AUGGAAGCAAAUAAAUGGAAAUUUUCUAACCAAGACGAUCAGUCAUUGAUUUCAGAAAAGUUGAUCGGUAGCAAAUGUAUGUUUGACGAGGAGUGUUAUGGCAUGAAUGUAGUAUGUCAAGAUCAGCGAUGUACAUGUCCAACAAAUUUUGAAGAAUACGAUAUUGACGCACAGACUACAGUAUGUAGACUUGCACCCAGUAAAAUUGGUGAUAAUUGUCAGAGGGACUGUAAGCCGCCAUUACUGUGCCGCGACAACAAAUGUGAAUGCUGGGGAGGUAGUAUCAUUAAUGGCGCCUGUGUUGUACCUUGUCCACCCGGUAAACAGCUCUACGGAGUCGAAUGUCAACGGGUGGCACAUUGGGGACAGACCUGCGAGAAGGACAAUCAGUGCGUCGAUGUCUUCAAUGCCUGUAUCUCUGGAACCUGCCAGUGUGCGCCAGGCACGACGAGGGACGUGCUGCGACAAAUUUGUUUUGCUUUCUGCCCGGACGGCACUCUCCCAUCUCAGACAUGUCGGAGAUUGUUUAUAAAUGACGUCGAUAUGAUGGAAAAUGCUGCAUCUACUGAUAGCUGUCCGUUAGGAUACCGUUGUGUCACUUACGGAAGUCCAUACGUUGGUCACUGCUGCAGACUUCGAUGUCCUUAUGGUGAACCAGAUUUGAGUAAAUCUUGCGAUAUUGGAGCUCCAGAAGAACAACGGUGUCGACCAUUGACGCACCACUGUUACACAGUAACAGAGCCAGGUUGGAAGUCAAGCCUAUGUUGUCCAAAACCUUGUCGAGAACCAACUCCAUUAUAUAUCAAUGAUCAGUGCCUAAGCGUUGGACAUCGAGAUGACCCUUGUCAAAUAGAUCAGCAGUGCGAAGGUGGAGUAACAAUGUUAUGCCUCGCUGGUAUUUGCCAGUGCAAAGUUGGAUUUCAUCCUAAUAACGAUGACCGAUUUCAAACUUGCGAAAAAACUUGUAACCUUGAUGAAAUUUCUGUAAUGGAUCGUUGUGUCAAGCGUGUCAAUCUUGGGAGUCGAUGUGUAACCAGUAAACAAUGCCCCAACUUUUCAGAAUGUCGGUUUGGAACUUGUCAGUGUCUUUGCGGAUUCAAACAGGAUUCAUUAAUUGGUGCUCGAUGUACAAAUCCAGACGAUCCCUUUAGUUUAAAUGCAAUAUUGUCGGGGGUUGAACAGGUCUUUGGUGGUAAGGGAAGGUCAGCCUCAAAAAGAUCUCUAUAA
Enterobius vermicularis (human pinworm) is the source of this 1227-nucleotide messenger RNA. Lineage: Eukaryota; Metazoa; Nematoda; Chromadorea; Rhabditida; Oxyuridae. The record is from the annotation of a GenBank genome assembly.